Messenger RNA from Sorghum bicolor (sorghum), 1696 nucleotides. RefSeq names its product mRNA cap guanine-N7 methyltransferase 1. Bases 313 to 1419 code for a protein of 368 amino acids. The transcript is spliced from 14 exons. Gene Ontology annotation, biological process: 7-methylguanosine mRNA capping. The record is from RefSeq and is a predicted model, not a curated record. Gene Ontology annotation, cellular component: nucleus. Lineage: Eukaryota; Viridiplantae; Streptophyta; Magnoliopsida; Poales; Poaceae. Gene Ontology annotation, molecular function: mRNA 5'-cap (guanine-N7-)-methyltransferase activity.
GUUUUCAUCGAAAGAGAGCGCGAGAGGGAUCGGAUUGUUAAGAGGAAAGGGGAAAAAAAAAUAGCAGCCGAUUGAGGGCUGAUCCACCCUGACUACCGACUAUCAUACCGCCGGUCCGCCGCCGCCUCCGCUCGAAGACUCGACCGCCUCGUCUGCUCGCCCGGCCCGUCCCUCCCCGCGCGCAACUGUCUGCGCCGACGACCAUAAGCCGCCUCAUCGCCGGCCGCACAAAGAUCCGUGGUAAGGAAAGCACGACGACGUGGACGUGCAGUAGAAUUGUGAAUCGCCGGGAAAACAUCCGUUGGCGGCGGCAUGAAUAAGCGGCCCCGCGACGACCACUCCUCCUUCGCCUCCGCGCCCAAGCGCCAGUACGGCGCAGGCGGAGGGUAUGGCGCGCAGCAGGGGUACUCGGAGGAGCGGAACAGCGCGCGGCGGGUGGCCGACCACUACAGCGCGAGGUCCAACCAGACGCUCGAGGAACGCGAGAACAGCCCCAUCAUCCACCUCAAGAAGCUUAACAACUGGAUCAAGAGUGUUUUAAUCCAGCUGUAUGCACGCCCGGGCGACUGUGUUCUUGAUCUUGCUUGCGGGAAGGGAGGUGAUUUGAUAAAGUGGGAUAAAGCCAAGGUUGGCUACUAUGUAGGAGUUGAUAUUGCUGAAGGCUCGAUAAAAGAUUGCAUGACUCGCUAUAAUGGUGACACAGAUCAACAAAGAAGGAAAAAGUUCAGUUUCCCUGCACGGCUUAUUUGUACUGAUUGCUAUGAGGCUCGUCUGGAUGAAUAUUUAUAUGAGGAUGCUCCAUUUGAUAUAUGUAGCUGUCAGUUCGCUUUACAUUAUUCAUGGUCAACUGAAGCACGCGCUAGACAAGCCUUGGCAAAUGUGUCUGCAUUACUUCGUCCUGGAGGCAUUUUUAUUGGGACAAUGCCUGAUGCCAAUGUCAUUAUCAAAAGGCUUCGAGAAUCUGAAGGGUUGGAAUUUGGAAACAGUGUUUACUGGAUUAGCUUUGGUGAGGAGUAUGCUGAAAAGAAAUUCCCUGCAUCCAGACCCUUUGGUAUCAAGUACAAGUUUCACUUAGAGGAUGCUGUUGAUUGCCCAGAAUGGGUUGUUCCAUUCCAUCUCUUCAAAUUAUUGGCAGAGGAGUAUGAUCUCGAGCUGGUUCUGAUGAAGAACUUCCAUGAAUUUGUACACGAGUACCUGCAAAAACCAGAGUUUACCGAGCUGAUGCGUAGGCUUGGUGCCCUUGGUGAUGGAAGGCAGGACCAAAGUACACUGUCACAAGAUGAGUGGGAGGUUUCCUAUCUCUAUCUUGCAUUUGUCCUGCGGAAGCGAGGGCAACCGCCUGCCCAACGAAGAGCCAACAACGCAAACAGAGGGAAGAUGUUCCUCACCGAGGGUGACAUCGAGGUUCUCGGGAUAUAAGCAUGAGUGUACCCUAGGAGAAUCAUAAGUGUACCCUAGGAGAUUUCACCCUAGGAGAGCCUGCUAACAGCUUACCGAUUGUAUGCUCAACAGACCACAGUCCACAAAGCACGAAAGAAAGUUGUAACAUUAGUGGCUCUCAUAUUGUUUGUUUCUCCAAUUUGUAUCUUCUGUAUAACAUCCCAUGUGUACUUUCCAGACUUCUUUUUUUCUAUUGACAAUGUCAAUAUUAAGGACCAGUAGACUGGCAUCACGCAUGACGUAUUUAGCUAAUGAA